AUGCUAGAGGGAAGAGGGGAAGAGGGAAGAGGGGAAGAGGGGAAGAGGGGAAGAGGGGAAGAGGGGAAGAGGGGAAGAGGGGAAGAGGGGAAGAGGGGAAGAGGGGAAGAGGGGAAGAGGGGAAGAGGGAAGAGGGGAAGAGGGGAAGAGGGGAAGAGGGGAAGAGGGGAAGAGGGGAAGAGGGGAAGAGGGGAAGAGGGGAAUAGGGGAAGAGGGGAAGAGGGGAAGAGGGGAAGAUGGGAAGAGGGGAAGAGGGGAGGAGGGGAAGAGGGGAAGAGGGGAGGAGGGGAAGAGGGGAAGAGGGGGAAGAGAGGAAGAGAGGAAGAGAGGAAGAGGGGAAGAGGGGAAGAGGGGAAGAGGGGAAGAGGAGAAGAGGAGAAGAGGAGGAGAGGGGAAGAGGGGAAGAGGGGAAGAGGGGAAGAGGGGAAGAGGGGAAGAGGGGAAGAGGGGAAGAGGGGAAGAGGGGAAGAGGAAAGAGGAAAAGAGGGGAAGAGGGGGAAGAGGGGGAAGAUGGGAAGAUGGGAAGAUGGGAAGAUGGGAAGAGGGGGAGAGGGUGAUAGGGGGAUAUGUGAGGGGGGGGAGGGAGGGGGGGGGAGGGAGGGGGGGGGGGGGGGGUGGGGGGGGAGGAGGAGGGGGGGGAGGGGGGGGGGGGGGGGGAAUGAGGAAACGGGGAAACGGGGAAAUGGGGAAAUGUGGAAAUGGGGAAAUGGGGAGAUGGGGAGAUGGGGAGAUGGGGAGAUGGGGAUGAUGGGGAGAUGGGGAAAUGGGGAAAUGGGAGAUGGGGAGAUGGGGAGAUGGGGAGAUGGGGAGAUGGGGAGAUGGGGAGAUGGGGAGAUGGGGAGAUGGGGAGAUGGGGAGAUGGGGAGAUGGGGAGAUGGAGAUGGGGAGAUAGGGAGAUAG
Psylliodes chrysocephalus is the source of this 900-nucleotide messenger RNA. The record is from the annotation of a GenBank genome assembly. Lineage: Eukaryota; Metazoa; Arthropoda; Insecta; Coleoptera; Chrysomelidae.